UUCCUGCAAAAUUUCAGCUUAAAAUAUUGUUAUGGCGAUUGACGAUACUGUAUCCGAGAUUUUUUAAAUAUAUCGGUAAUACUUGCAGAUUAAAGUCCUUACAGAUCAUUUAUUCAUAGACUGGGAUAUGUUCGUGAAUGAAGAUGAACGUGAGAUUAUGAAGAGAUAUGCUGAGACUGGCAGGUGGUUGACAUUAAUAUACGCUUCCUAUGUAUAUAUAAGUACAAUGUUUUUCGCAACAACCGCUUUCGUGCCACGUAUCUUGGACGUUCUGUUUCCUUUGAACACUUCCCGUUCGGCAAUGUUACCAUAUCCGGCGCAUUACUUCGUUAACGAAGAGCAAUAUUUCUACUAUAUUUUUUGCCAUAUGAUAUUUUCUGCCGCAUUAGGUAUGACUGGAUUAAUCGCUCAUGAUUGCAUGCUCUUUGUUUACAUAGAACACGUUUGCGGCCUUUUCGCCGUGAUUGGUCACACGAAUAUUUGCAGAUUUCGAUUUGAACAUAUAUUAUAUAAGCAGGAUAAUCCAAAAAAUAUGAUAAUUAAACAUUCGGUUGAUGUGUAUAGCCAACAUAUUAUGUUUUCGAUUUCCGCUCAUCGAAGAGUCUUGCAGUUCGCAGUACUGCUUGAAAGUACCUUUACAAUAUCGUUCGCUGUACAAGUCUUCAUAGUUACAGUCGGCAUGAGUAUUAGUUUAGUACAAUUCUCGAUGCAUUUGCACGAUUUAACGGAAGCAAUGAGAUACUUGGUUUUCAUUAUUGCUCAAAUGUUCCACUUAUUUUGCUUUAGCUUCCAAGGGCAAAAAUUGAUAAAUCAUAGUCUCGAAACUUGCGACAAAAUAUAUAAUAGCUCAUGGUACAAAAUACCGGUGAAUGCGCAAAGGUUGCUCUUGAUUGUGAUGAGAAGAAGCAUCAUAGUUAGUACUUUGACUGCUGGCAAGAUAUACGUAUUCUCCUUAGAAAGUUUUACGACGGUAAAGCAAUCAUCAUCACUGUUGUGCUUAAUUGAUUUCAAAAUUAGCUAG
This is a messenger RNA of Nylanderia fulva, 1021 nucleotides long. The record is from RefSeq and is a predicted model, not a curated record. NCBI's taxonomy places the organism in Eukaryota, Metazoa, Arthropoda, Insecta, Hymenoptera, Formicidae.